ACAUACAUAGUGACUACGGGGAAUCAACGAGUUUUGUCAGCUAUGACACUGGGGAGGUUUCGCAUUGCAAUCGUUCAACUGGCUGUACAAAAAAGUAGGCUCGAAAAUCUUGCUAAGGCCACCGAGCAUGUCCAGAAGGCGGUCGCGAGGGGCUCAAAGCUGGUGUGUUUGCCCGAAUUUUUCGGCUUUCCGUGUGCCGUCGGAAACUUCGAGAAGUACGCCGAACCUAUCCCCGGCGGCACCAGUGAAUUCUUGGCUCGCACGGCCAAAGACAACGGCGUCUACAUCGUCGGCGGAACGAUGGCUGAACGCGAAGGCGACAGACUCUACAACACUUGCCUCGUCUACGGACCCGAUGGGCAGCUCCUGACCAAGUACCGGAAGUUGCAUCAGUUUGACGUUGACAUACCCGGAAAGAUGAGCGUCAGGGAGUCCGACUUCUUCGCUGCCGGCGACACCCUGGCAACCUUCGACACACCAUACUGCAAGGUGGGCCUCGGAAUCUGCUAUGACCUGCGCUUCGCAGAACUCGCUAACUUGUACGCCAGGCGAGGUUGCAGGCUUCUACUGUUUCCUGGUGCCUUCAACAUGGCGACUGGCCCGCUCCAUUGGAAGUUGCUUCAGCGUGCCAGGGCCGUCGACAAUCAGGUCUACGUCGCUUCGGCUUCUACAGCGACGGACGAAAGUGCUUGCUACGUGUCCUGGGGACACAGCAUGUUGGUUGACCCUACGGGCAAAGUCGUCACUUCGGCAGCUGCCGGAGAGGAGCUCAUCGUCAGUGACGUAGACAUGGAUCUCGUGAAGUGUGUGAGAAACCAGAUACCCGUGUUGAGACAGAAGAGGGACGAUGUCUAUGACCUAUGUGAAGUGAGCAGUUUUACGAGUGGACAUCGCCUGGCAUAACCGUAAAACAGUAGUAGGGUCAUAUUGUAAAGCAUUUUGAUGGGUGAUCACCUAAGGCCAAGCUGUCAUUUUAGUUUAUGUGGCUUUCCCAUAUAGUUAGAGGUGCAUAUUAAAGCAUUUCGACAGACGUCACUGUCAUAUCGCUGUUUGAUCUUGGACUGCAGUGACGGUAAAACUAGCUGUGCCAUGCCUCUUUUAGGUAUUUUACAACAGAAUCGAAAGGUUGGGCUAGUUGGAUAUGCAUGGUAUAACUAUCAGUUAAAGCGCACGAAAAACAGACA
Rhipicephalus microplus (southern cattle tick) is the source of this 1184-nucleotide messenger RNA. Its product is annotated as omega-amidase NIT2. Gene Ontology annotation, biological process: L-glutamine metabolic process; oxaloacetate metabolic process. The record is from RefSeq and is a predicted model, not a curated record. NCBI's taxonomy places the organism in Eukaryota, Metazoa, Arthropoda, Arachnida, Ixodida, Ixodidae. Gene Ontology annotation, cellular component: mitochondrion. Gene Ontology annotation, molecular function: omega-amidase activity.